Chelmon rostratus (copperband butterflyfish) is the source of this 4195-nucleotide messenger RNA. Its product is annotated as arylsulfatase B-like. NCBI's taxonomy places the organism in Eukaryota, Metazoa, Chordata, Actinopteri, Chaetodontiformes, Chaetodontidae. Bases 209 to 1744 code for a protein of 511 amino acids. The record is from RefSeq and is a predicted model, not a curated record. The transcript has 8 exons.
GUGGUAGCUGGGCGGGGUUUGUAACUCUUCUAAGACAUUUUAAUGCAGUGUUAUUUUUGAUAUAGUUACAUUGAAGACAUGUAGUUAGGACGACCGGUCGGCUAAGCUUCAUCAGCGUCAGCCAUAUUUGCCACUCUUCUACCGCUAGACUCAGUCUGCCGGACUUCCUGGUUUACUUAGUUUACUUCCACUCACUCAGAAACAGACGAUGGAUAAAACACAGUCGGUCUGUUCGCUUAUCAUAGCUGUGUUCCUUGGAAGCUUUCCCGUGGUUUUCGCGGCUCGGCAGCCUCACAUCGUGUUCAUCUUGGCGGAUGACUUUGGUUUUUAUGAUGUCGGCUACCACGGCUCAGAGAUCCGAACACCGAACCUUGACAAACUGUCAGCCUUAGGAGUCCGCCUGGAGAACUACUACGUCCAGCCCAUAUGUAGCCCCUCCAGAAACCAGCUCAUGACCGGAAGAUAUCAGAUCCACACAGGCAUGCAGCAUCACAUCAUCUGGCCCUGUCAACCGUACUGUGUGCCACUCGAUGAGAAACUGCUGCCCCAGCUGAUGAAGGAGGCGGGCUACGCCACGCACAUGGUGGGCAAGUGGCACCUGGGCAUGUACAAGAAGGACUGCCUGCCCACACGGCGGGGCUUUGACACGUACUUUGGCUACCUCACAGGCAGCGAGGAUUAUUACACUCAUCAGCGCUGUUACUACAUCAAACCCCUCAGCCUGACUCGCUGUGCGUUGGACCUGCGGGACGGAGAGGAGGUUGCUACCAGAUACAAAGGAGUCUAUUCCACUGAGCUGUUCAGCCAGAAGGUCACCAACAUCAUUGGAAAACACGACACUACCAAGCCGCUCUUCCUCUAUGUGGCAUUGCAAUCAGUCCACUCACCGCUGCAGGUGCCGGAGCGCUAUGUGGCCCCCUACAGUUUCAUCAGUGACCCCACUCGCAGGCUGUAUGCUGGCAUGGUGUCUGCCAUGGACGAAGCAGUGGGCAACAUCACUCUGGCUUUGCAGCAGGCAGGUCUUUGGGACAACACGAUCCUAGUAUUCUCAACAGAUAACGGAGGUCAGACUCUGGCUGGUGGCAGCAACUGGCCACUGCGAGGGAGGAAGUUUUCACUGUGGGAAGGAGGGGUCCGGGGAGUCGGAUUUGUCGCCAGCCCGCUGCUGAAGCAACCCGGGACCGUCAGCCGCGAACUCAUCCACAUUUCCGACUGGCUGCCAACAUUUGUUGGCCUGGCAGGAGGGAGCACCAACGGCACAAAGCCACUGGACGGAUUCAACGUGUGGAACACGAUCAGCAGCGGGAUUGCCUCACCCAGACUGGAGCUGCUGCACAACAUUGACCCCCUGUAUGUCGAUGAGGGUCCAUGUCAUACCGAAAAGAAUCAGUUGACCGCCUGGGCCGAAUCUGGCUUCAAUGUGUCCAUUCACGCAGCCAUUCGAUCCUCAAACUGGAAGCUGCUGACUGGCUACCCAGGCUGCGAUAAGUGGUUCCCCCGGCCCGGCAACGUGAGCUCUGUGUCGAAGCCCUCACAGGUGAAUCCACUGAAGCCCGUAAUGCUGUUUGACAUAGAAAAAGACCCAGAAGAGAGGAAUGAAGUGUCUGCUCAGUACCCCACAGUAGUGGAGUAUCUCCUCAGUCGGCUCUACCACCACCAGAAGACUGCUGAGCCGGUAAACUUCCCUGCCGAUGACCCCAGAUGUGACCCAGGCCCCUCCGGAGCCUGGGGACCCUGGGCUUAGAUGGCAAUGACAGUGAUGAAGCUUAGUUGACCAUGUUUACACACCAUGUUCGCAACAGCAGGGAUCUCUUUUCUAGAGAAUAAUGAAGUUUUAGAAAUGUUUUUCCUCUUUGAUUUGGAUUUAUUGUAAAUCAAUAAAAGACAGCUCAGUCCAUCACACAAUAAAUUCAGUCUAACACGGUUCCAACACAGCAUAUUGGAGUCUGGAGUAAGUCUGCAGAGCAGCUCAACCCUAAGUGCUGCUAAUUGUACCGAAUCCAGACGUCCACGACCAUAUGAGUUUGAGCGAAAAUGCAGCAAUAUGUUAGAAUUGCAAGCAUUCUGUACAUAGUAUCACAAAUAACCAAAUAUUGAGCUUGUCUGAACUCGUAUGAGUUAUAUAGUGAUACCGUUAAGAGGAAGGUAAAAGACUAUCUUCUCUGUGUAGCGAAACAGUGCCUUUAUGGCCGUGUUCAUCAUCAUCUCCAUGGACACAGCGAAUAAACAAGGCUGCACAGAUGAUUUAAUUAUUUAGAAACAAAUGAGAAAUUGCUGUUAUUAUUGAUCUCUGUGUGUGGAAUGGUCCCAGGGGUAACGCUAGUUGAAGUGACUGGGUGAAGUUACACCUGUUGCUGAUUUGUGAAGACCAUCUACUUCCUGUUACAGGUGUUGCACUUUAUGUAUCUACUGUAGAGAAGAUUCAGGCUCCUUGUAUGUUAAACAUAACAUCACACAGAAAUAGCAGGCUUUUUUAAAACGCCUUACCAUUCCGACGACUCGCCCACGGGCCCUAAGGAGCAUUUCAUCUUUUUUAUUUCUUUUCCCAUUUAUUGGCACAACACAACAUUCCUGUUUAGUCUCUUAUUAUACACCAUUAGAAAGCUAAGAUCCUCGUGAAUUGAUUGACACAAAUCAUUUUGAGAUACAAUCACAACAAGAGUCACAAUAAAUGGCAGCAACAGAAAGACAACCGCAUUUAAAAUUAACAUUAACAUUGAGGCAUCGUACCAAUUAUGUCCCUCAGUGAUCCACCGAUGGACACUAUUCCAACAAAAACUGUCUGGUAACAUCGACAGCCGAUCCACUGCAGUGAAAAUAUUUAGUCCGAAACAUGAUAAUAAUACAUAGAAAGAUGCUUUCUACCUUCCAAAUUAGCAGGCGAUGUGUUCGUCUUCUGCUUGUCCCCUGUGAUUUCUCUGUUAAAACUUCUGGAAACAUAUACACAAGGGUGUCAUCUUGUCUACGGUUACUCUGUGGAGUCUCAGGUUUCAGAUGGCACCUCACUUGAUCAAUCACGAUCUCCCACAUGAAGCCUAGCAACCAGAGUAGGCAAUAACACUCUUAAUGUAGAUAAAUACAAAAUUGCCAUUUUUUUUAGAACGCCUAAAUACAAGAUGAAAGAAAUAUUUCAGCAACCAAACUAUUGUCUCUUUUUGGUAUUUUUAAGGAUUAUACAGGAGAGAGGAAAGCAGUAGAUGUUUUUGUGAAUAAAGAGAGUAAAUGCUUGAAGAUUUUGAAAUCUUGCAUAAGAUUUGACCAUAAAGUAGCACAAAUCUAUAUUAAUUAUUAUUUUUAUUUUGAGAAAUGUUAUUUGUUUUUUACAGCAGCUUCACUCAUGUUGUGCACCCUUUCACCAGCAGCAGGAGGUUGUUUCCAUUGGAAACAACUCCUAAAUCCACAGUACACAACCUGCACAGCAUCAUACAGCAAACACACAAAAUUAGCAACUAGCUGGUCAACAUAGUGGAGUUUUUUUUUUUUUUAUAACUCUGGUGCCAUAUUGAGGAAUAGCCUUUGCUGUUCAUCAAGUUGUUAAACCUGAAAGGAGCCUAUAGAAGUCAGGUUAGGAAGUGUUUAUGGAAGAAGGUAACAGAUUUUUAAUGAAGUCUGCAACGAUAUUGUUACUUUCGCUGUCUUUGUUUUAAAGUUAUUUUUACUUUUUAAAUUGUUAUGAGCUGGUUUUGUUUCUCAGGGUUGCGUUGUUUAGCUUUUAUGUAGGAUGUCUUGUGCUUUUUUGUGUUUUAUUUUGUCUUUUAAUAUCUUGGCAAAUAAGUGUUUUUACUUUAACAUAUUAUCUUUUGGAUUUUUCUUUAUUUUUUGUGUCUGAUGACCCAUAAAUAAUAUCAAUCAAUCACUCAGAUAUUUCCCUCAGAGUUUGAAUAGACCUGUGACCCCAUCUGUUAUCUUUUUAAUUGUGAAUGAGCAUCAAGUUGUGUCUACAAAGAUUUUUGUCUUUAUUUCAUGGAUGUCUGCUUUCUGCCUGAAAUGAUCAGAUGCUUGUCUGAGGUGAAAUGUUUUUUAAAUAUCCCUGUUUAAACCUCCCUAUGUCCCUAAAUAUGAGCCAAUUAUUUUUUAUUAAGUAAUUGUGCACAGCAUUAUUCAGAAGUGCCUACUGGUGGAAGCUGAAGACAUGUUACCAUUUUAUUUGUUCUGAAAACAAACAACAACAAGCAUAAUAAAGAGGGUAAAAGUC